AUGUUCCGUUUGCCCGUAACUCUAGCCCGCUCAAACAUUGCCCGCCAAUUGGCUGUUCGCGGCUAUGCUAAAGAUGUCAAAUUCGGCCCUGAAGUCCGUGCCUUGAUGUUGCAAGGUGUGGAUGUUCUUGCCGACGCUGUCGCCGUUACAAUGGGUCCCAAGGGCCGCAAUGUCAUCAUUGAGCAAUCCUGGGGUUCUCCCAAGAUCACCAAGGAUGGUGUCACCGUUGCAAAAUCGAUUGAAUUGAAAGACAAAUUCCAAAACAUUGGUGCUAAAUUGGUACAGGAUGUUGCCAACAACACAAAUGAAGAAGCUGGUGAUGGUACCACCACUGCCACAGUUUUGGCUCGUGCUAUUGCCAAGGAAGGUUUCGAGAAGAUCUCCAAGGGUGCCAACCCCGUUGAAAUCCGUCGUGGUGUUAUGAUGGCCGUUGAAACUGUCAAGGAUAACUUGAAGGCCAUGUCUCGUCCAGUCAGCACACCCGAAGAAAUUGCCCAAGUCGCUACCAUCUCUGCUAACGGUGACAAAGCUAUUGGUAAUUUGAUCAGCGAGGCCAUGAAGAAGGUUGGUCGCGAUGGUGUCAUCACUGUCAAGGAUGGCAAGACCUUGACCGAUGAAUUGGAAGUCAUCGAAGGUAUGAAGUUCGACAGAGGUUACAUUUCACCCUACUUCAUCAACUCAUCUAAGGGAGCUAAAGUUGAAUUCCAAGAUGCCUUGGUUUUGUUGUCCGAAAAGAAAAUCUCAUCUGUCCAAAGCAUUAUCCCCGCCCUCGAAUUGGCCAACCAACAACGCAAACCAUUGGUUAUCAUUGCUGAAGACAUUGACGGUGAAGCCUUGAGCACAUUGGUUGUUAACCGCUUGAAGAUCGGUCUCCAAGUAGCUGCUGUCAAGGCCCCUGGCUUUGGUGACAACAGAAAAUCCACCCUCACCGAUAUGGCCAUUGCCUCCGGCGGUAUUGUCUUCGGUGAUGACGCCAACUUGGUUAAAUUGGAAGAUGUCACCAUUGCUGAUUUGGGCAAGGUUGGCGAAGUGGUAAUCACUAAGGAUGACACCUUGUUGUUGAAGGGUAAGGGCAAGAAGGAAGACGUCGACCGCCGUGUCGAACAAAUCAAGGAUCAAAUUGCCGAAACUACUUCAGAAUACGAGAAAGAAAAAUUGCAAGAACGUUUGGCUCGUUUGGCCUCCGGUGUCGCCUUGUUGCGCGUUGGUGGUUCCAGCGAAGUUGAAGUCAACGAGAAGAAGGACCGUGUACAUGAUGCCUUGAACGCUACCAGAGCCGCUGUUGAAGAAGGUAUUGUUCCCGGUGGUGGCACUGCUCUCUUGCGUUGCAUUGCCAAAUUGGAAGGCCUUAAGGGACAAAACGAAGAUCAAAACAUGGGCAUUCAAAUCGUCCGCAGCGCCUUGCGUAUGCCAUGCAUGACAAUUGCCAAGAAUGCUGGUGUAGAUGCUGCUAUGGUUGUCGCUAAGGUAGAAAGCCAAGAAGGUGACUUUGGUUAUGACGCCUUGAAGGGUGAAUAUGGUAACUUGAUUGAGAAGGGUAUCAUCGAUCCAACAAAGGUUGUGCGUACCGCCAUCACAGAUGCCUCUGGUGUAGCUUCCCUUUUGACCACCGCUGAAGCUGUUGUCACUGAAUUGCCCAAAGAAGAUGCUCCUGCUGGUAUGGGCGGCAUGGGUGGUAUGGGCGGUAUGGGAGGCAUGGGCGGUAUGGGUGGUAUGAUGUAA
Messenger RNA from Musca vetustissima, 1722 nucleotides. Its product is annotated as heat shock protein 60A. The transcript has 2 exons. The record is from RefSeq and is a predicted model, not a curated record. Gene Ontology annotation, cellular component: mitochondrial inner membrane; mitochondrial matrix. Gene Ontology annotation, molecular function: ATP-dependent protein folding chaperone; ATP binding; protein-folding chaperone binding. Gene Ontology annotation, biological process: apoptotic mitochondrial changes; mitochondrial unfolded protein response; protein refolding. Lineage: Eukaryota; Metazoa; Arthropoda; Insecta; Diptera; Muscidae. The coding region runs from base 1 to 1722 and encodes 573 amino acids.